GUGGUGGGGUGCUUCAUUCUGUUCAUGGUCGCCGCUCUUUGGACAUGGCUCAGCCUUUCCAGAUCCGACGAGGAUCCCAAACCCAGCCACGUGGUCUUCCUCACCAGCAAGUACCAGCGCAGAUACGCACUCUUCGAGACGGAGCGCUUGAUCAGGAAGACGCUCUUCACUUUCAUCGGCGCCUUGCUGCCCAUCGACUCCUCGCCAGCGUUGCAAAUGGGCUGCCUAGGCAUUGUGGUUUCAGUGUCGCUGUUUCUGUACUGCCGCUACAAGCCCUACCACUCGUCGGAGUGGAACUGGAUCGAAAUCUGCUUGCUCUUCGCUGCGACGGUGAUGAUUACAAGUGUGUCCACUUUGCCGCAUUGCGGCGGUGGCAAGCUGCUUGGUGAAGCAGCGAAGGUUGACGUAUUGUCGAUGGUGUUGAUUGUUGCUGCUGCUGCUGCUGCUGCUGCUGCUGCUGCUGCGUCGACUAUAGCCUCGACCUUUGCAAAGGGUGGUGAAAUGAAAACGACGGUGCGGCAGCUCCUGGAAACAGAGGCCGAGGGCGUAACGUCUCGACGUGCCCGCCCGAUUGCAGAGGCUUCGAGGUCCCGAAACCUUGAGCCCGCGCUGCGUGAGGCAGCUCCUGUCGAGGCCGAAUACUCUCACUGCGAUGGACUUCCGGACAAUGGCAGCCAUGUCAUUGACACGGCACGCAUCUUCAACACCAGUUGCACCUGGCAUGGCAAUCCAGGGCUGCAGGUGACCCUCAAGGAGACGCUGACCUUCCAAGGCGAUUUGGUGUUGAAGGGUGAGAUACAGAUCAUGGGGGAGCAGGAGCUGGAAGGUAUCAAUGUGAGCGGGAAGAUGACGGUGAUUGCCGCGAACGCCAGCUUCGUUGGCUGCAGAAACAGAAUGGAGGAUGGAAAAGGCGGAGCUCUGUUCGUCCAGCGAGACUUGAUCGUCAGCAACAGCGGCGUCAAGUUCGAGAACUGCAGAGCAUCAGCAGGCGGCGGCCUCUACACUGGCGGCAGCUUCUUGCAAGAAGCAGAAAGCACGGUGAUCUUCGAGAACUGCACGGCUUUUGGUUCGAGCGGCGGAGGUGCACGCGUGAGCAAAAACUUCACACAGGGACGCAACAGCUCCGCCAUCUUCCGCAGCUGCAGUGCGCAGUACCAUG
Symbiodinium necroappetens is the source of this 1159-nucleotide messenger RNA. Lineage: Eukaryota; Dinophyceae; Suessiales; Symbiodiniaceae. The record is from the annotation of a GenBank genome assembly.